Molecule: messenger RNA, 3913 nt
Organism: Astyanax mexicanus (Mexican tetra)
Lineage: Eukaryota; Metazoa; Chordata; Actinopteri; Characiformes; Acestrorhamphidae
Gene: matr3l1.2
Product: matrin 3-like 1.2
Exons: 21
Coding region: 251-3595 (1114 amino acids)
Cellular component (GO): nucleus
Molecular function (GO): RNA binding; zinc ion binding
Source: RefSeq, a predicted model, not a curated record
GUGCAGGAGAAAGACCCGAGUAAGCGGAAGUUCGUCAGCUGAUUCGCAACCUGGAGUGUGGCGAGCUUUCGGUUUUUGCAUCCCGUGGAGAGAAAGAACAGAGAAAAUACCUGUUUCAUACUAUCAUAGAAGAGGAUCUUAUCUUUGGCACUUGGAAUUUCUUCUACGGACUGUGCUUCUUUGAACCAUUUAUCAUCUUAUUCAUUCUUUACUUUUUGUCAUCUGUCUGAAGCUCAACAGUUCUUAAGCCAUGUCCCAAAGGCUGACGCCUGAUGGUGGUCAGAAAGGCUUUGCUGUUGGCCGUGGGCUCUUGGCUGCUGCAGAAACUUUAAAUUAUAACAUGGGUGAAUCUAAUCCCGAUCCCUACAGCUCCACUUCCCAACACAUUGGUGGAAUGGUGGGCUUGGGAGGAGGGGACAGACAGGACCAUGGCUCUCAGCUCCCUAGCAGAGUGGGAAGCCACCUUAGCAAUACAAUGAAACUGUUUGCCAGUCUUGGUCUCUCACCUGCCGACUUGGAUGCGUUGGCACAGAUUCCAGAGGAAAACAUCAGUGUGGAGACACUCCCCCAUCUCAUCAUGCAGCUUAAAAAUCGGAAAAAUCUAUCUGGUGACCUGCCGUCACUAUUCUCAGAAACUUCCUAUAGAGAAGGCCGUGAUGACUGGGGGGACAUGCAGGGAGGACGUCUGGACCGAUCCUCUGCCCACAGUCAGAGCCGUACUUCCCAGGGCAGUUUUGGAUAUAGUUCCAUGCAAGAUGUCUCUGCUCAUGGGUAUGAUAUGCUUGAAUAUGGAAACAGCAGCAGAGACCGGCAGCAUUCUGAUCUUUCCUCUGACCGCUAUUAUGGCCUAAGCUCGUCUUCAACAUCUGAUGAUCGGUUUAUGCAGCGAAGGAUGGGAGCUCCUUCUCAGGGCAAAAUCCAGGAUUUCUUGGGAGUCAUGCCACAAAUGUUUCCUCAUGUGUGUGCCCUUUGUGACUUUGAUGUGCAUUCCACCAUGGAAUGGAAUCAACACACAACUGGAAUGCGGCAUGCGGAAAACAGGAGAGUCCUCCUGCAGUUAUAUCCAGAUUGGGAUCCGCAAAUGCCAUCUGGACGAAUGUCAGAGUCCUUCUCUUUUGAAUCCAGGGGACGAUCUGACGGGUUGCUUGCGGAGUAUCCAUCUGGUGGUGUAAGGCAAAGAACAGGAAUGAGUUCAAACUGGGAAUCCAAUUCCAGUAUGGGUAUGGCAGGCAAAACCCAGUCCUAUUCUAUGACCCCAAAGGUAAGAAGCAGGGUGGUAGUGGUAAAGUAUGAUCAGAAGCCAGUGUUAUCCAACCUGUUUGCUUUGACCCGUCAAUUCGGUACCAUCCGACAACACCUGGUACUCAAGAACAAGGCUUUUCUGGAGCUUCAGACCCACGAGGAGGCUCUGGCAAUGUCUGAUUAUUAUCAUAAGAAGCCUGCUAUUUUACAUGGGAAACAAGUACAUGUCUACAUAUCCAAGGAACUGUUGGUAAUUGAGAAAGAUGACCGAGCAGACAGAGACCGAGACAAUAAAAAUGUGAAGACAGGGAACAGUCCUGUGGUGUUCUUUUCCAAUUUGCCAAGAGAGAGAGAGAAGAAAAUGGAGUUACUCACAAUAGCUGGUCGAUUUGGCACUGUUGAAAAACAUCUUUUCUUGAAUGACGAGGCAUUUGUACAGAUGAGCAGUGCAGGAGAUGCAGAUAUGUUGGUGAAGUACUUUAGGAUUAAUCCAUUGACUAUUGACCGUAGAUCCAUUCGUUUGAAUAUCUGCACCAAGUACAAGGAUUUAAAAGUUCCAUCUGAGAAUGAAGGCCAAGGAAAAAAAGGCAGAGAUGAGGGAAGCCGGAAGAGCAGUAGCAAAGCAAGUCACAAAACCUCGUCCAGCUCUCCGAAGACCACAAGAUCCAAAUCUAAGGAUCGCUCAUCUGAAAAGGCAGGAGAGACAGAGUCUGAGAAAGAACACAAGGAUGUAAUUGCAGAGGGGUCUGGUAAUGAAGACGAAGGCGUUGUGGAGGGUCAUGAUGAAAAUGAAGGCCCAGCUGCGGAGAAGUCUCAGUCGAAAGAAGCAGCUGAAGAUCAAACAAAAGCAGAAGCCUCACUGAACUAUGAGGAUUCAGUGAUGGAGCCAGCAGUUGAUGAUGACACACCCAAUGCUGAGAGCACAGAGAUGCCCGAAGAGGCAGAAGCUCAGCCAGAGGAGCCAGCUGAAACCGAAGCAGAUCAAAACCCCACAGAGGAGCACAAAGACACAGAUGACCAGGAUGAUGUGGAGCAGGCUGAGGCUGAUCAUGAGAAUGCUCCAGAGAAUUUGAGUGAACUGGAAGGACUUGAAGAAUCUGACUUUCCUGAUAAUAUGGAUGAGUUUGUGACUCUGGAUGAGCUAGCAGAGGAGGAAGAUGCUGAAAUGCACGAGUCUAAAUCCAGGGAUAAAAGCUCUUCAGGGAGAUCAAAGCGAAGUGGAGGACUAAGAGUUGUCAACGUGGUUGGAUUUAGGCGUGGAUAUAAUUAUCUUGAUGAAAUUCUGUCUUUGGCCAAGCCCUUUGGAACAGUAGUGAGACAUCUGGUCCUGAAUGUGAGGCCUGAGGCUUUUGUGGAACUUGCUAGUGAAGAAGAAGCCAGAGCAAUGGUUCGUUUCUACAAUGGAAAUGUCACACCAACUGUGUGCGGAAAAGAAGUAAAGAUCUUUCAUUCUCAUGUCUAUGCCACCAUCCAGUAUGGCAGAGUAGUUUAUAUUGGACGUCUUCCACCUUUUAAAUCUGAUGCAUCCCUACUGAAAAUCGCAGAGCCAUUUGGAAAAAUCAGAUGUUACUAUAUAAAUAAGGUUCGAAAUGAGUGUUUUAUUGAGAUGGAGAGGGCUGAGGAUGCGGAGAGAUUAGUCGAAACUGCUAAAACAAGUACAAUAAAGUUUGAAGGCAAAAAGCUGGUUGUCUAUUUGAGCAGGAAAUACAAACAUCUCGAAAAAGGACUGAGACCUCCAGCUCCAGAACCAGAAGAAAAACGACCACCCAAAAGGGAGCGUUCUGAAGAAUUGUCAGAAGCCCAGGUCAGCUCCCCGGUCAAAACUAAGACCAGUAAAAAAGAAGAACCACCAACCAAAAAGGUCAAAGAGGAAACAUCCUGCACAGAAGACACUCAGGAUGGACCAGCAGAAAAGCAAGCUGAGACUAGUGAGAGUGAAGCUGAAAUGAAGAUUCAGAAAACAGAGGAAAAUAGCAGCGAUGCAGGCGAAGCUUACAAUUUCAAGACCACACCGACUUGUGAAAAUGACAAUUCUGCUGCUGCUGCCGCUGCUGCGUUGCCUUGUGUUGUGCCUGAGAAGAGCCAGGAGAAUAACGAAGCCCCAACUCUUCCUGCGCAGUCUCAGAAAAAAACUAUAACCACCCUAGACACUCUGGGGCCAUAUGAACCUGAUGUCCCAGUGGGUGUGGAGUUUGUAAAAAUGGGAUAUUACUGCAGAGUCUGCUUUCUUUUUUACUCAAAUGAAGACACAGCUAAGAAGGUCCACUGCAGCAGCCAAGCACACUAUGACAAACUUAAGAAACACUUGGCAAAGGAGAAGGCCAAAGCACAGAGUGAUGAAGAAAAGAACUGAAGAUUUGUGAAUUGUCAUUGGUACUGUAUAGUAUUCUUCAGUUGUUGUUUAAUUGUUCAUCCACCAACUAGGCUCAUCUUAUAUUGCUGUGUAUUUGGAUAAUAAUCUUAAACCUAAUUUUAUAUAUAUAUAUAUAUAUAUAUAUAUAUAUAUAUAUAUAUAUAUGUAGAUCUUAAUAGAAUUUCAUUUAAUUGUACAUUUGUUGUUCGCUUUUUUCUCUUGCUACACAAAAAGUAUUUCUCACACUGUCUGAGGUUCUUUGGUUUUUACGGAUUCAUCUCUACAUGUAAACUGACAAUAAAGCUUAGUUUACAAUCA